Molecule: messenger RNA, 1197 nt
Organism: Solanum dulcamara
Lineage: Eukaryota; Viridiplantae; Streptophyta; Magnoliopsida; Solanales; Solanaceae
Product: F-box protein SKIP27-like
Exons: 4
Coding region: 242-775 (177 amino acids)
Molecular function (GO): protein binding
Source: RefSeq, a predicted model, not a curated record
ACUAGCUUGAUUUCAAAGAUUGAUUUUUUUCUGAAAAAAAAAUUGUUGGGGUUUCUUGGUUUUGCUGUUUAGUCCAUUUGGGAAGUUGGGUUUUGUUUUUUUGAUAGUUUAUUCAUUUGGGGUUGUUUUCAAUUGUCUGAUUUGGUGGGAAAAAAAAUCAAAUCUUGCAGUUGGGUUUUCUGUGGAAAAGUUCAAGAAAAUGAUCUUGCAGUUGUUUUUUCUGUGAAAAAGUUCAAGAAAAAUGGCAAUGGGAAAGAAGAUAUGUGAAAAUGUUGGAUUUGGGCUUGUGAGAAGUACUUCAUUUGGGAGGAAAAGAGUGUGUUUGCCUAAUAUUAGAGAUCUUGAUUUCAUUUCCACAACACCCACAAAGAAACUCUGCAGAAAGAAUUCAUUUUCCACUUUUGUGAAGUCCCCUCUAGAAGCCCUACCUCAAGAUAUCCUGAUAAGGAUACUGUGUGGAGUUGAUCACGAUGAUCUAAAGAGGUUGUUUCAUGUAUCAAAACCAAUUAGAGAAGCGACUUUGGUUGCAAAAAGAUGGCAUUUUGAAUAUAGUACACCAAGAAAGACUCUUGGUUUUAAGAAUGCUACUGAUAUGGAAAAUUGGAGUGAGUGUAAUGAUGUUGAAGUGCCAAAUGCUCCUAGGCAAUCGAAGUUUCCGAGGACUAGGUUAAGCCGGAAGAAACUAGCUGACAUAUCCGUAGCCUUGUUUACAUCAGACGGUGAAGAAAAUUGGCCACGAAGGGAGUUAUUUAUGCAAAUGGACACCGAGAUAUAGAUCUCAUAUCAGAUUCUUUAUUGGUAUUACAACACAACAACAACAUCAACUAUGCUUCAAUGUCAAGCGAGUUGGGGUCAGCUAUAUGGAUCAUCACUGUUCUGUAUAGGCAUUGUUGUAGAAAUCAUAGGUAUGUUUAUCAGAUUUCAGCUGCUUUGUGUACAUGUCACAACAAUCUUUACAAGCCACAUUGUUCUUCAAUACUUUCAUUGAAGAUGGAGUGUGUUUGUAUUUGUUUGUACUUGUAGAGAUGUUGAUUUAGAGAUUCAGUUUGAAGGGCUCUGUUGGCCCUUCUGAUCUCAUAAGAAUUUUAGUUGUAUAUAGGAGUCUAUUCUCUUGUAAUACGAUUUGUUAAGUUAAAUGAAUAAAUAUGUACUCCACUUUACCUCAAACUUGUUUGCAAUUUGAAAAGAACCUCUCUA